AUGAUAUCAUCGAAAAAUUAUGAACAAUCACAAGCCCAACCAGUACAAGUUUUAGUACAACCUGGAUUCGUAGCAGCAGCAACGGAGCAGUCCCAUGUAGAGGCAGCGAUAUCUUGUAUUGCGCAAGUACCACUUGAAGCGAUGGCAGUAAUUGCACAAGGAAAGCAAGUGACAGGACCACGCUUGUUUAAAGGAUUAGCAGGUGAAAUUACUGGAGACGCCGAAGCAACGAAAAGAAAAAUCGAGAGAACCAAGAAGAGUUUGAGACCCAUUGGAAUCUAA
Molecule: messenger RNA, 282 nt
Organism: Entrophospora sp. SA101
Lineage: Eukaryota; Fungi; Glomeromycota; Glomeromycetes; Entrophosporales; Entrophosporaceae
Source: the annotation of a GenBank genome assembly